AUGGACUCAUUAUUUGAGAAGCCGAAUUGUAAAAAAGUCAAACUAUGGGGAGAUGCCAGUGUAAAGUUGAAAAAAGAAGGUGUCAACGUAGGAGCAGUGGAAUGUGAUCGGAAGUGGCAAAAUUUAAUAUUAACUUAUAGGAGGAGGAAAGACCAGAUGAGAAAAUCUGGAAGUGGUCGACUUUCUUUUUGGGAAUUCCAUGAAGAUUUCGACCACUUCUUUGGUUUAAAAGCCAACGUUAGUCCUCCUCCUGAAACACUAUUAGCUUCAACUUUUGAAAAAAGAGCAGUACCAGCACCACCACUUUCAUCACCACCACCAUCACCUCCAUCACCAUCACCUCCAUCGUCAUCAUCGUCAUCACCACCACCUCCUCCUCCUCCUCCUCCUCCUCCUCCGUCGUCGUCCUCAUCACCACCACGAAAGAAAAAAAAUCAUCAUCUGAGCCUCCAGAGUGGUUUUUAA
Centruroides sculpturatus (bark scorpion) is the source of this 465-nucleotide messenger RNA. RefSeq names its product sulfated surface glycoprotein 185-like. Bases 1 to 465 code for a protein of 154 amino acids. NCBI's taxonomy places the organism in Eukaryota, Metazoa, Arthropoda, Arachnida, Scorpiones, Buthidae. The record is from RefSeq and is a predicted model, not a curated record. The transcript has a single exon.